Pseudomyrmex gracilis is the source of this 2241-nucleotide messenger RNA. Its product is annotated as pyrroline-5-carboxylate reductase 2-like. NCBI's taxonomy places the organism in Eukaryota, Metazoa, Arthropoda, Insecta, Hymenoptera, Formicidae. The transcript has 8 exons. Gene Ontology annotation, biological process: L-proline biosynthetic process. The record is from RefSeq and is a predicted model, not a curated record. Bases 267 to 1238 code for a protein of 323 amino acids. Gene Ontology annotation, molecular function: pyrroline-5-carboxylate reductase activity.
GAGACACAUCGCCGCACGUGCACUAAUUUGCGAUCAAUUUGACGAGUCAACGUUUGAUCGCGACUGGUCAAUCUAUCAUCGACAGCAUCACAUCCCGUCGCACAUGUGUGUCUCGGGUUUAUAUUUUGUUCGAUUUAUAAGCACAGACAAUCUGUAUAUUUGUUGACAUUACAACAAGAAAUCAAGAUUGGAAGUAAUACAUCAUCUUUUAUUUAUGCACUAACUUGUGCAAUUUUAUUCAUUUAUUCAUUGAAAAAGUCAAAUUUAUGAUAAUGACUGUUAGUUUGAGAACAAUGGGACUUGUAAAAUCAAAUCGCCGCGUUCGGCGAAGUUUGAACGUGCGCAAAUACGUGAGCAAUCAUCUUCUAGCGGACGGCGAGGUGAAGAAAGAAAAGGUACCGUUCAACAUCGACACAAACAUGUUGAAAAUUGGCUUUCUCGGUGGUGGAAAAAUGGCCCAGGCGCUCGCCCAAGGCUUCAUACGUGCGGGUUUGAGCAAGGGCGAGAAGAUAUUAGCUAGUUGUUUACCAACUGACAUUGGAAGUAUUCAAGCGUUUAAGGAAAUGGAAUCAAAUACCGUUUUUGCCAAUAUUCCCGUCGUCGAUCACAGUGAUGUGCUGAUUCUGUCGGUGAAGCCGCAAGUUGUGCCAAAAAUUCUGCCGGAAGUGAGGACACGUAUCAAUAAAAAAUUACUCAUUUCCAUCGCAAUGGGCAUCUCCUUGGAGUCAAUAGAAACGGCGCUGCCGGAGGGAACACCUGUAAUCAGAGUGAUGCCGAACACGCCCGCACUGGUACGUUGCGGUGCCACGGUGUUCGCGCGUGGAAAGUACGCAACUGACAAAGAAGCUGAGAUCACGGAAAAAUUGUUCUCUUCCGUUGGCAUUUGCGAGGAAAUUUCGGAAAAUCUUAUUGAUCCCGUCACAGCCUUGGCUGGCUCCGGUCCUGCUUACGUGUACAUGAUAAUCGAGGCACUGGCCGAUGGUGGAGUCAAAAUGGGACUAGCUAGACCGAUCGCGUAUAAACUCGCUGCACAAACUGUCUUAGGCGCGGGUACUAUGGUUCGUGAAACAAACAUUCAUCCAGGUCAACUUAAGGAUGACGUAUCAUCGCCUGCAGGAUCCACUAUAACUGCUAUUCAUCAUUUAGAAAAACAUGGACUAAGAUCGGCUCUAAUUGGCGCUGUAGAAGCAGCAACGCUUCGAUGCAGAGAAGUCAGUUCGAAAAUAAAAGCAAGUUAGAAUUUUGACAAACGUUGACGACUUUUAGCAAAAAAGAUAGUGCAGAAUAGUGAGAUUUACAUCAUAAAACGUAAAUCAUAGAAUUUUACAUUUUAUAAUGCUAUCAACAUCAAACAGUAUCACGUUGACUGUUACAGAAAAGUUGUCAAUAGACUGAGAAGAAAAUCUAUGUUUUGUAAUAGUUGAAUCUAUAUCAAACUUUUAAGUAGUUGUUAAUUGUACAAAUUUUUCGAAAAUUCUGACAAAAUAAUUCCACGUUGUUGUUUUUAUUGUAAAAACUACAAAAAGACGGAAAUUUUCGGCUAAGAAAUCAAUUUCGACAAAACAAUUUUAUAUAAUAAUUUGAAAUCAUCUCACGCAAGAAAUUGUGUUGCUCUAUUUUAAAAAACCCAGAUUUAUUAAAAUUAGGACAUAAAACACAAAUUUAUAAAUCGGCUUCCACGGCGGUGGUCAACGUGUUAAAUGCUACAAAAUUGUAUAAAAGUGCUGUAACUGUCUCUCUAAAAUCUCUAGUGUGAAUAGAAACUAUGUAUAUUUUACGCAUCAGACAAAAUUUUAGUACUCGAUUUGAAUCAACUUGGAAAAAUAUAUCGCAACUACAGAUAAUAAAUCUGGCAGAUAACAACUAUUAUUUGUAACUAGGUUGUCAAAAAUAUCUGGUUAUAAAUAAUAAAUGAUGUGUGAUCGUAUAUAUAGUUAUAUAAGAUGGAGAUGAUCUCAUAUAUCAUAAUUAUACAGAUACAGAAUUUGUUAUAUUUUUUUUUUUCUCGGAAAUUUGUUAUAGAUUUUUUUCUCGGAAGCACUCUCAAUGCGAAACACGUAAAACUGAAAGAUAUCUACAUGUAGAUCUGAUAUUAAAUCUUAUGAUAACGAAUUUAAACGUAUAAUCAAUGUUUUCUAUCUUUUGAUCCAAACAAUUUAGUUUCGUAACUAAAUAAUAAUAUUACAUAAUCACAUUAAAUAUGUACAUAUAAAAUAUCACAUGCCAUUUUAUUCUUGUAAA